AUGGAAGAAAACAAGGCAAAAAUCGCUACCAGCACUCACACGUCGGUCCCAUACCUCUUGUUGGGCCACAGACUUAGCCUCGCACCCUUUGCUCUUCCCGUAUUGGCCGCAGGAUUUGUCUCGAUCCGACUCUAUCUAACCUGGUUAUCUGCCAAUCGUCUCAUUGGGGAUGCCAAAGAGUUUAUCCUCGCAAGUUGCUUGGCCGCUCAGAAAGCGGCAAGUGUGGCCGUCAGCGCCGUUCGUUGGCUCGCCACACAGCUCAACGAGGGUAUGGUCGAAAUCGCAACAGAGACGGUGGAAGCCGCACGAAAGGGUGCUCUCCUCUGCCUCAGCUCACUGGACGGUUUAAUCUCAUUCUUCGUCGGACGAUUCAAAUCUCUCUACGUUGGAAUGUUCAAAGUUCUCGUUGUUGGUGGUCUAAAUGUAAUCACUACGGUCACCGGAACCAUCACCAGCGGUCUCAACUCUGUCGCCGAUGCGGCUGUUGCUGCUGUAAACGGAGCACAAAGCGCGCUGAACGCAGUCAUCGGCGGCUUUUCUGACUUGCUUACGAGGGCACUCCCCAAUAUUCCUCCGCUUGGCUUCAUUACCACCCCUCCUUUGCGGAACAUCAACAUUCCCGAUCCCAUCGGAAGCCGUCUCACCGCUAUUCAAAACUCACUGCCUACCGUCGACGAUCUCGAAAGGUCACUCUCCGUCCUCGUCUCACAGCCAUUUGCCAAGACGCAGACGGAAGUCAACAACACACUUCUCAGUGUCAAGAAUGAUAUUCUCAAGGCCGACCUCAUCCCCCUUCCCGACCUGAGCUGGGUGGACAAAUUUGGCACCGACAUGCUCAAGCCACUCAAGUGGGUGGCUAUCGGCUUUGCAAUCCUCUUUGGUCUCUUUCUCCUGUGUAGCAUUCUCUGGGAGAUUUACACCUGGGGCAGGCUCCAGGCGGCUGUCAAGACCAUCCAGAGCGAGUGGGAGACGGAGCCACCGUCUUCCAAAGAAACCCAAGCACCAGAUGCUAUGAGUUCCGAUAUCUUAGAUGUGCCGUCUGUCGAACUCACCCCGCAAAAUGUGAUGAUCCUGCGCUAUCAGCUCAAUCAUGGGUACACAGCCUAUUUCAUGGCCAGAUUCCGCCGCGCUAUACGACUUCCCCGUAAUGGAGCGAGUAACAUCUCCUGGUUCUUCUCCUACAUCACCUACCCACCGGCUCUUCUGUGCCUCCUCAUAGGCAUUCUGGGUCUCAUCGCCGUAGCGAUCCAAGAGGCACUCUUCCGCCGUGUCUUGAGUGCGCUGGAUGAUGUAGACGAUGAAAUCGCGACAGCACUCGGAUCAGUGGGCAAUUGGACGCAAAAGAUUACGACCGAGAUUGAAGAGGCUGUCAGCUCUGAUAGCAAAAAGUAUGCUGCAACUAUGAAUGUCUGGAUGGAGGGUGUAUCCGUGGAUAUUAACGACAAGGUUCUCCGUUCAGCCUUUGUCGCAGCCGGGGACGUGAACCAAACGGUCAUCCAGUUGUAUGGCAAUAUCGAGAAUGGUGUCCGCAGCACGUUCAAGGGGACCAUGUUCGAGUCGGUUGCAAACGACCUCAUCCAGCGUGUGUUGGGGAACCAAUUGUACAAGAUUGACGAUGCAAUUGUGUGGAUGAAGGGCAACAUUCACAUUCGACUGCCGCAUCUUGAUGCAUCCAAGAUUCAGUUGGCUGCAUCUGACGUGGCUGAUAUUGCACGUACCGUGCAGCAAGCUGCUGUGUCUGGAGGGGACGCAGCAAUUGACGGGGCAAAGUCCAUCCUCGAGCAUGUCGUCGAGGCAUAUGAGGCUGGAUUGCGGAAAGAAAGAAUCUUAUUUGGGCUUUUCAUCGGAAUCUGGGGCGUCGUCGUCCUCUUUGCGUCUAUUGGCCUCGUCUACCGGGUUGUAGCGUACAGGAAGAAGACGGUAAAGGUCGAAGAGAAGCAUUAA
Serendipita indica DSM 11827 is the source of this 1944-nucleotide messenger RNA. Lineage: Eukaryota; Fungi; Basidiomycota; Agaricomycetes; Sebacinales; Serendipitaceae. The record is from the annotation of a GenBank genome assembly.